AUGGCGCGUAUGUGGGUGUAUGUGGCAGUGGUGGUGCUGGGCGUGGCGGCGGCGGCGGCGGGUGGCGGCGGACAGGGGGGCGAGGGCGGGAGGCCCUGCCCCUGCCGCCCCCUCCGGCUUCUUGGGCAUGAGGGCAAGAAGGAGGCCCCUCAUCCCCAUGCAGGCUGGCCCUGCCCCUCCGAUGAUAUGAUGCCCGGCUUGUACCAGCUGGACAUGCCUCUGCGCGGUAAGAAGACGCCCUCUGGAUGCCUGGGCAUGCGGGGGAAGAAGAGUGAGGACGAGGAAGACGAUAUGGACGAGGAAGAGGAGGAGGCUGUAUAUGGACGCCCCGCCCUCGACUCAGACUUCAACUUCCUCCUCAAACGGGCUCCCUCCGGCUUCCUGGGCAUGAGGGGCAAGAAAGCGCCUUCAGUGUAG
Molecule: messenger RNA, 417 nt
Organism: Eriocheir sinensis (Chinese mitten crab)
Lineage: Eukaryota; Metazoa; Arthropoda; Malacostraca; Decapoda; Varunidae
Product: tachykinins-like
Exons: 3
Coding region: 1-417 (138 amino acids)
Source: RefSeq, a predicted model, not a curated record